UCCUCCAAUUUGAAUAUACCCUGAUAUUUCUUUGAAAAAUUUGUGCCAUUUCAAAAUUUUUUAUUCAAAAUAUAAUAUAUAAUUAUAUGAAAGCAACAUAUUUUUAAUAAUUAUGCAUAAUAGAUAAAAUUUUAUUUAUUUGUAGUUUUUUGUAUAAGCAUUACAUUUUGUGUUAAAUUUGGAGUACUUACAGAUGCCGCGUACGUUUUAUGUAGGAGUGAAUGUCUCUAUCUUGUUUUGGAUACUUAAGUUUCAAUUAAAUCAAUUUAUAUCCAAUAUAGUGAUAUCUAAACUUCACAUAAUUUUGUACCACUGCUUUGAAUAAAUAUAUUCUGGCUUCAUCGUUAAGAGUGACGACAUUCUCUCGCAAAAAUGGAGUCUCGGACAGAAUUUAAAAUAAAAUCUCCUCCGACCGAUGCAGUUUCAGCGGUUGAAUUUGGACCAAAUUCAACGCAAUUUCUUCUUGUUUCUUCAUGGGAUAGUACAGUGCGGUUGUAUGACAUUCAUGCUAAUACUAUGAGAUUAAAAUAUAAUCAUGAUUUGGCGGUUCUAGACGUUGCAUUUCAGGAUGCCGUUCAUGCUUAUAGUGGUGGCUUGGGAAAUACAUUAAAAAUGUAUGAUAUCAAUAGUAAUACAGAAUCAGUAAUGGGAAAACACGAUAAACCGAUUAGGAAAAUUGAGUAUUGUGCUGCAGUAAAUGCAAUAUUAACUGGUGGGUGGGAUGCAGCAGUAAAACUUUGGGAUCCUAGAACACCCACUUGUGUAGGUAGUUAUUUACAACCAGAUGUUGUUCUUGCUUUGUCUGUGUGCGGAGAUAAAUUUGUAGUAGGUACAGCCAAAAGAAAAGUUUGUAUUUGGGAUCUAAGAAAUAUGGCUGGUAUGUUUCAAAGACGUGAAAGCAGCUUGAAAUAUCAGACACGUUGCAUUAAAGGCUUUCCUAAUGAACAAGGAUAUGUUCUUAGCAGUAUAGAAGGUCGUGUUGCAGUUGAAUAUCUCGAUACUACACCAGAAGCACAGAAAAAAAAAUAUGCAUUUAAAUGUCACAGGAUAAAGGAAAAUAAUGUGGAGCAUAUAUAUCCAGUAAAUGCUAUUAGUUUUCACUCAACAUACAAUACAUUUGCAACUGGUGGUUCAGAUGGAUAUGUGAAUAUUUGGGAUGGUUUUAACAAAAAGCGCUUAUGUCAAUUUCAUAGAUAUAAUGCUGGUGUCGCUGCGCUUAGUUUUAGUCAUGAUGGUUCUGUACUUGCUAUAGGAGUGUCAUAUUUGAACGAAACUGAAAUUCCACCAGGUGGAAAAGAUGAAACUGAAAUUUAUAUAAGAUAUGUAAAUGACCAGGAAACCAAACCAAAAUAAUAUUGUAUUAUUGUAAAAUACAUUUUUAUAAAAGAAAUAGAUUGAACAUUUUUCAAUUAUAAUCUGCUUUAUGAAAGCAGUGAAAAUUAAAUGUUAAAGUCUUUUUACGAAAGCUACUUCAUUUAUAAUAUAUAUAUAUAAGGGAAUUUGAGGUUCUCAAGUAACUCAACCCUUAUGUUUAGAAAGUCAUUCUUUAUAAAGAGUGUCGUAUACAUUUUAGAUUUGUUUUGUUAGUCAAUUAUAUUAAAAAUAAUUUAGGAAGUAUACUUAUAACAAAGCAAUGAGGUGAAUGUAUUUAAUUUAUUCUAUUUUCAUUUGUACUUUUUAAAUGUAUAUCAAAUUUACAGUUAAAGUUCAAAUUGUAUAUUCUUCAUAUAUUGACAACUGUCAAUAUAAUGAUUUUUCCUAUUGUAUUUGAAAUGCAUUACUAUUUUCACAUGAUAGUGUGUUACGUAAAUCUUUUUUAACUGAUUUUGCUAAUGAAAUAAAACAAAUCUAUGAUGUAUAUAUUUUUUGUUUAAAAUGAAUUGCUGAAUACACGAGUGAAGUUGGUUCUAUGUUUCACAGAACACCUUGUAUACCAAUUGCGUUGUAUUUUACACUUUUAUAUCUCAAAUAAUUAUUAAUCAUAAAAACAAUACAAAAUAAGUAAUAACCUAUUCAAAAUUAUUAGGCUAAUCAAAUCUUAAUAAAAUAUUUUUCUUGUAUAAAAUACUUUUUUUUUAUAUAAUAGCCAAUUAAACAAUCUUUUGCGAACUAAGUUGUAGCAUAUCCUAUUAUUUAUAAUACAUUCUGCAAGCUAUUAUUUUAUUCCUAAACAAUUUCGU
This is a messenger RNA of Nomia melanderi (Alkali bee), 2180 nucleotides long. It is a transcript of the gene Bub3, whose product is annotated as mitotic checkpoint protein Bub3. Lineage: Eukaryota; Metazoa; Arthropoda; Insecta; Hymenoptera; Halictidae. Gene Ontology annotation, molecular function: protein binding. The record is from RefSeq and is a predicted model, not a curated record.